Molecule: messenger RNA, 732 nt
Organism: Vanessa atalanta (red admiral)
Lineage: Eukaryota; Metazoa; Arthropoda; Insecta; Lepidoptera; Nymphalidae
Exons: 1
Coding region: 1-732 (243 amino acids)
Source: RefSeq, a predicted model, not a curated record
AUGAAGGCUAUGAUUAAGUCGCUCAUGGCUGCUCAAGAAAAUGAAUUUAAGAAAAUUACGCCCACAUUGAUGGAAAUUAAACAGACUAACAGCAACAUAGAAAGUUCUAUAUCGUUCUUAGCAGCCCAGAAUGAAGAGCUCAAACUAAAAGUCGACAAGCUAGAAAGAGAAAAUAAGAAAGAUAAGGAAUAUAUCACAUUGCUAGAAGAAAAACUUGAAGAUAUGCAACGAGAAAAUCGGAAAACGAAUAUAGAGAUUAAAAAUGUGCCGAAAACAACUAAGGAAACCAAUGAAGACCUAAUUAAUAUGGUGCUUAGCUUGUCUAAAACUAUUAACUGUAAUCUUUCAAAAACUGAUUUAAGGGAUGUAUAUAGAGUGAAGGGAAGAAAAGAAGGAAUAAAUAAUACGCCUAUCAUUGUCGAGACUUCUUCUACUAUGCUAAAAACUGCCUUUCUUGCAAAAUGCAAAACUUUCAAUAUUAAGAACAAAGAAAAGCUCCGAGUCAAACAUAUGGGUUUAACCGGGAACGAUGAUACCCCAAUCUACGUCUCCGAACAAUUAACACCCAAGGCGGCUCGCUUAUUCUUCAUUGCUCGAGAACUAACCAAAUCCAAGGCUUAUAGAUUUUGCUGGACGGGCUACGGACGUGUGUAUAUUCGAAAAACCGAAAACUCGCCUGUUAUAUUGAUUAAAAAUGAACUUCAAGUACAAAGCUUAAUGCAAAAAGAUUGA